Molecule: messenger RNA, 180 nt
Organism: Trichoderma reesei QM6a
Lineage: Eukaryota; Fungi; Ascomycota; Sordariomycetes; Hypocreales; Hypocreaceae
Exons: 10
Coding region: 1-180 (59 amino acids)
Source: RefSeq, a predicted model, not a curated record
AUGUCUUUAUAUACUGUCUUUAUAAGGCUCUAUAAUAAGGCUAGGGCUAUUAAGCUUAUUAGUAUUAAGCUAAUAGUAGAAGGCAUUAAACUAAAGUAUAAGCCUUCCUUUUUUAAAACCUUUAUUUACUGCUAUAUAAGAACAUCCUUUAGCUCAGCAGUAAAGGGAUUUAUGUUUUAG